AUGCAGUUUUUACCAUCGUCUCAUCGCCGUCUUCGCCUUCGCCAUCGCCCGUCUUCGCCUUCGCCAUCGUCAUCGCCGUCUUCGCCUUCGCCAUCGUCAUCGCCGUCUUCGCCUUCGCCAUCGUCAUCGCCGUCUUCGCCUUCGCCAUCGUCAUCGCCGCCUUCGCCAUCCCCAUCGUCAUCGCCGUCUUCACCUUCGUUAUCGCCGUCUUUACCUUCCUCAUUGCCGUCUUUACCAACGUCAUCGCCGUCUUUACCUACGUCAUCGCCGUCUUCACCUUCGUCAUCGUCUUCACCUUCGUCAUCGCCAUCGUCAUCGUCUCAUCGCCGUCUUCACCUUCGUCAUCGCCAUCGUCAUCGUCUCAUCGCCGUCCUCGCCAUCGCUUCAGCGCUGUCAACGCCUUCGCCUACGCCAUCGUCUCAUCGCCGCCUUCGCCUUUCGCCAUGGUAUUGUUUUGAUUUGCAUUGUAGUGUGUAUCAGUUAACCCAUUGGCUGCCACCCCGUUUGCGUCCCAUUUUUUUUGUAGCUUUAGGGAUCUGUGGCGCUGUUCUGCCUCAUGGUUUCUAUACCAUGGGGUAGGACAGUCGUCAAUGCGCCUAAAGGCACAAGGCCUUGUGUCUUUAGGCGCAUAGUAGGCAAUGCACCAGUAGGGCCUCUCCUUGUCGGUACAGUGAUAGUUUACCUGGGGUGUGCAUUCCCAGAAGGGUUUCUAUCACUGUGCCAGCCCGGACUUUGUCUUUGGACAAAGUCCCACUUGGUGGCGAUCCUUAUGACGCCACGCGUAGUUACUGUAGUUUAAGCAACCUACGGGUUGCAGGCCUGGCAGCCAAUGGGUUAAUUUAGUUAAGUGUAUGUAUGUAUGUGUAUUUGUAUGUAUGUAUGUAUUUGUAUAUUGUUAUAUAUGUAAAAUAGUGGUGGAA
Messenger RNA from Daphnia carinata, 920 nucleotides. RefSeq names its product merozoite surface protein CMZ-8-like. The record is from RefSeq and is a predicted model, not a curated record. The transcript is spliced from 2 exons. NCBI's taxonomy places the organism in Eukaryota, Metazoa, Arthropoda, Branchiopoda, Diplostraca, Daphniidae. Bases 1 to 579 code for a protein of 192 amino acids.